AUGACAACGCAAAAUAGAAAAGCAUGGGGAAACCCGACAAACACUCCAGUUCUAGCGAUUCAUGGUUUCCACGACAACGCAGCAACGUUCGAUCAUCUCAUCCCCUCUCUUUCCACCUCCUCCUUCUUCGUCUGCUUGGAUCUGCCCGGCCACGGUCGCUCCUCCCCUUACCCCACCGGGGUGUCACUCGACUUCUUCUCAUGUCUCAGGGACGUUUGCCAAGUACUAAUCACCGACUUGAAAUGGACCAGAUGCACUCUGAUGUCACACAGCGCCGGCGGCCAUAUUUGCCUCUUCAUUGCUGCCAUCUAUCCAGAAAUAGUUGAAAAAGUUUACUGCUAG
Molecule: messenger RNA, 342 nt
Organism: Nilaparvata lugens (brown planthopper)
Lineage: Eukaryota; Metazoa; Arthropoda; Insecta; Hemiptera; Delphacidae
Product: serine hydrolase-like protein
Exons: 2
Coding region: 1-342 (113 amino acids)
Source: RefSeq, a predicted model, not a curated record